CAAUGUCAUAAUUUGGACGUUUCAAAUUUCGACUUUCGAUCAAACCAGCAAGUUUAAGAAUAAUAUAUACUAUUUCGUGGCUGUUUAAUUACGGUUCAUAGUGUGAGGUAUCGAAUCAAUGAAAAGAGAUAUUAAUGUUUCAGCAAUUGAGUUUAUUACCUGUUUUAGUUCUACAAAUUCCACAACAGACCGCAAUUAAACCUGCGAUAAUAUGUUUAUCAUUUUUAAAUAUAUAGUUAUAUUUUGAUCGAUUGAAAGUUUCAGGAGAUAAAAGCUAUAUCAAAACUAAGUUUGAUCUUGUUAUUAAAAGAAGACUUAAACAUGAAUUUAUUGAAGCAAACACAGUUUUUUUUGCCGCUCUACUCUGUCCGAAUAAACACAAGAACGCAUCUAAGGAGAAACUCUGUCGCAUUCCAAUACAAAAGAUUUUUGAGUGACAAUGUAGAAGUUGAAAGUAAAAGCAGUGUUGAAGCCCCUCUAAUGGAUCUUCAUGGUCGGCGGCAUGAUUACUUAAGGAUAUCACUGACAGAGCGAUGCAACCUCCGCUGUCAGUACUGCAUGCCGGCCGAGGGCGUGCCGCUGAGCGCGCGCGCGGCGCUGCUGAGCCGCGCGGAGCUGGCGCGGCUCGUGCGCGUGUUCGCGGCGCUCGGCGUCACCAAGCUGCGCCUCACGGGCGGCGAGCCCACCGUGCGACAAGACCUCGCCGACAUUAUACAGGAGCUGUCGAGCGUGGACGGCAUCUCGACGGUGGCAAUGACGUCGAACGGCGUGGCGCUGACGCGGCGGCUGCCCGCGCUGCAGCGCGCCGGCCUCUCCGCGCUCAACGUGUCGCUCGACUCGCUGCGCGCCGACCGCUACGAGCGCAUGGCGCGCCGCCCGGGCCUACAAAAAGUUUUAGCUUGUAUCGAUCUAGCGCUUCAGCUCGGAUUCAGCCCCGUAAAAGUAAAUACGGUCCUAAUGAAAGGUUUCAAUGAUGACGAGGUGUGUGACUUCGUUGAGUUUACCAAACACCGAAAUGUGGAAGUCAGGUUCAUCGAGUUCAUGCCGUUCACGGGCAACCGGUGGGACGACUCGCGGCUGGUGUCGGGCGCGGCCGCGCUGGCGGCGGCCCGCGCCGCGCUCCCCACGCUGCGCCCCGCGCCGCCCGCGCCCUGCCGCACCGCCACCGUGUGGAAGGCGGACGGGUACGCGGGCAGCGUGGGGUUCAUCUCGUCGAUGACGCAGCCCUUCUGCUCCUCCUGCAACCGCCUGCGCCUCACCGCGGACGGAAACCUCAAAGUGUGCCUGUUCGGCGGCGCCGAGGUGUCGCUGCGCGACGCGGCGCGCGCCGGCGCGCCCGACGCCGAGCUGGCGGCGCUGGUGCGCGCCGCGCUGCGCCGCAAGCUGCCCGCGCACGCCGUGGGCGCCAAGCCGGUGCGCGCGCGCGCCGCCGAGGCGGAGUGCUUCCUGCAUGUGAGCGCGCGCCUGCUGCGACUGCUGCGCGACGCCGCCGUGCCCAAGGGCGACGCGCUCAGCGUGGCGCAGGUGGCGGGCACGCUGGCCGCCAAGCGCACGGCCGACCUGAUCCCCAUGUGCCACCCGCUGCCGCUGGAGCUGGCGCGCGUGCGCGUGCAGCUGCCGCGCGGCGAGGCGGGCGAGGCGGGCGCCGGCGGCCGCGUGCGCCUCACGUGCGAGGCGCGCGCCACGGCCCGCACGGGCGUCGAGAUGGAGGCGCUCACGGGCUGCGCGGUGGCCGCGCUCGCACUCUACGACAUGUGCAAGUCGGUGGACAAGCACAUGACAAUCACCGGCUUGCGCGUGCUGCGCAAGAGCGGCGGCGUCGGCGGCGACUGGACCGCGCCCGACGCGCCCGGCCCGCACGAGCCGCACACGCCGCACACGCCGCACGAGCCGCGGGAACAAAUGCCCGACAAGGCCAAAAUCGAAACCUACGCGCCUACCAAUUUCAUAUAUCUUUAGUUUUAUAUCUCUUCUAAUAAACAUUGUUCACAUUAUUCCAGCAAACAAAUUAAUUUGUUGAUUUGUAUUAUACAUUUUAUACAUAUUUAGAGGUAUAAGAAUGCGAUAACAUAAAUGUUUGCAUUGCUUUAUUUAUAGGAUAAUGAAAUAGGAGUGGCAAAAUUUACAUUUAAUCAAAAUAAAAAAAUCCUAUUUUAUGGAAAAAAUAAUAUUGUAUGGUUAACAUAUAAAAUUAUAUUUUUAAAAGACAACUAUUUGUAAGAGGUUGCAUAAAGGUCAAAAUAAAUGGAGGCAAUAUAACAACAUUAGAAUCUCGAAAAUUUUUACAUUGUGAAAAAAAAAAAUAGUAAUUAUGAAAUACAAGAUUUUUCAUUCCAUUUUUGAUUCAUCAUAUCACAGAAUUUAAGCACAUGAUAACUAUAUAAGAAAGUGAUAUGCUCUACUAAUAUAUACUGAAUAUCUAUGUAAUGAGAGCUAGCAGUAAAUUAUUUAUAUUAUCCAGACUUAUGGAGAUACCAAACUUUUAUGGUUGUAUUUUAGGUUUUAAGAAAAUCAAAAAUAUUUUUGUUCAUAAUGUUCUUAAAAAGUAAAUAUUACAGGGUAGCCAUCAAAUUAAAUUUAUAUUAAGGUGUACCAAUUUUUUUAAUGUUUAUAUAUAUACAAGUAUAUAGAUAUAUUUUAAUGGUUGUGAUCAAAUCAUGAUACAUUAUAAGAAUUAAGUCCAAUGUUAUAAAUAAUAUAUAAGUGUAUAACCAUUCCUUCUGUUAAUAAAUUGGUUUUGUUUUUUCGAAAA
Molecule: messenger RNA, 2752 nt
Organism: Zerene cesonia (dogface butterfly)
Lineage: Eukaryota; Metazoa; Arthropoda; Insecta; Lepidoptera; Pieridae
Gene: Mocs1
Product: GTP 3',8-cyclase, mitochondrial
Exons: 10
Coding region: 322-1959 (545 amino acids)
Biological process (GO): Mo-molybdopterin cofactor biosynthetic process
Molecular function (GO): 4 iron, 4 sulfur cluster binding; GTP 3',8'-cyclase activity; cyclic pyranopterin monophosphate synthase activity
Source: RefSeq, a predicted model, not a curated record